UCUGUCGCUCUCGAAUAGUCUGCUGCUUUACCAAGCCUCAGCCUGCAUGAAAUAUUGCUGGAGAGACCACUGAACGACGGCCUACAACUUGAAGGCUGUGCGCCGACAUGGGUUUUAAAUUAAAUGUCAGCAGUGCUCGUCGGGCAUCGAGGACAAUGUGGCUCCUAAGUCUAGUUUUCUUGUCUGUCUGCAUAUGUUUUUGCAAAGCAACAGCAGAGGACAGUGCCAUGGAAAACAUCGUUACAGAAAAGAAGGCUGAAGAAAGCCACAGACAAGAUAGCGCAGACCUGCUGAUAUUUAUCAUGCUCCUUACCCUAACGAUCUUAACUAUCUGGUUAUUCAAACACCGCCGAUUCAGGUUUUUGCACGAAACAGGACUGGCUAUGAUCUACGGCGUACUGGUCGGAGUGGUCCUGCGUUAUGGCAUCCACGUGCCCCGUGACAUCAGUAACGUCACUCUCAGUUGCCACGUCAACGCCAGCCCUGCCACGCUGCUCAUCAACGUCAGUGGCAAGUACUACGAGUACACCCUGAAGGGAGAGAUCAAUGCCAACGAGGUGGAUGAAGUUCAGGACAACGAGAUGCUGCGCAAGGUGACCUUUGAUCCAGAGGUGUUCUUCAACAUUCUGCUGCCCCCUAUCAUCUUUCAUGCUGGCUACAGCUUAAAACGGAGACACUUCUUCAGGAACAUGGGCUCCAUCCUGGCGUAUGCCUUCCUGGGAACACUAAUAUCUUGUUUCGUAAUCGGGCUGCUGAUGUAUGGCUGUGUCACGCUGAUGAAGCAGGUGGGUCAGCUGGACGGAGACUUCUUCUUCACUGACUGCCUGUUCUUCGGAGCCAUCGUCUCUGCCACUGACCCUGUCACUGUGCUGGCCAUCUUCAACGAGCUGCACGUGGAUGUGGAUCUGUACGCCCUGCUAUUUGGGGAGAGCGUUCUCAAUGAUGCAGUGGCCGUGGUGCUGUCCUCGUCCAUCGUAGCGUACCAGCCUCAGGGGGACAACAGCCACACCUUCGAGGUCACGGCUGUGCUCAAGUCCUUUGGCGUCUUUCUGGGGGUCUUCAGUGGAUCUUUCGCUCUGGGAGUGGCCACAGGCAUCGUCACCGCCCUCGUCACCAAGUUCACCAAGCUGAGGGACUUCCAGCUGCUGGAGACGGCUCUCUUCUUCCUCAUGUCCUGGAGCACCUUCCUACUGGCAGAGGCCUGCGGCUUCACAGGCGUGGUUGCCGUGCUGUUCUGUGGUAUCACUCAGGCCCACUACACCUUCAACAACCUUUCUCCUGAGUCCCAGGACAGAACCAAACAGUUGUUUGAACUGCUGAACUUCUUGGCGGAGAACUUCAUCUUCUCCUACAUGGGCCUGGCGCUCUUCACCUUCCAGAACCACAUCUUCAACCCCAGCUUCAUCGUGGGGGCCUUUCUGGCUGUGUUCCUGGGCAGGGCCGCCAACAUCUACCCCCUCUCCUUCCUCCUCAAUCUGGGGAGACGCAACAAGAUCAGAUCCAACUUCCAGCACAUGAUGAUGUUUGCUGGGUUGCGCGGGGCGAUGACCUUCGCCCUGUCCAUACGAGACACGGCCACAUAUGCCAGGAAGAUGAUGUUCAGCACCACCCUGCUGGUAGUGUUCUUCACUGUGUGGGUCUGCGGGGGGGGCACCACCCAGAUGCUCUCCUGCCAGCGCAUACGUGUGGGAGUGGACUCAGACCAAGAUAAUUCUCAGAUGAGCCUUUCAGAGGGUUCAGAAAGAAGAAGCACCAAGCAUGAAAGCGCCUGGCUCUUCAGGAUCUGGUACAACUUUGACCACAACUACCUGAAGCCCAUCCUGACCCACAGCGGCCCCCCCCUGACCACCACCCUGCCUGCCUGCUGUGGGCCCCUGGCCCGCUGCCUCACCAGCCCACAGGCCUACGAGAACGAGGGCCAGCUCAAGGACGACGACUCGGACCUCAUCCUGACGGACGGCGACAUCAACCUGACCUACGGCGACAUCACGGUGAGCACGGACGGCAGCGGCGUCCACACCAGCGGCGGACCGGCGGCCAUGACCUCGGAGGAGCUGGACCGGGAGCUGACCUGUGGGGAUCACGAACUGGUGAUGCGGGGCACGCGCCUCGUCCUGCCCAUGGACGACUCCGAACCCCCCUUUACGGACCCCCACCACCUGCACAUGUGAGGCGGUCCCACAGCCCCGACCACUCCACUCCUUAACCGCCCACUGACAAGACAGAGAAAAAGACGGGUUCAAUCUCUCUCUCUGUCACUCUUUCUCGCCAUCCUAUUCCGUACCGUUGCCUCAUCUUUCUUUAACUCUUUUCUCACUCGUUCCUUUCCACUGUCUCCUCGUUCUUGAAGUGGCUAAUCACUGUCUCUACCUCAUCCCUGUCGGCUUGCCGUGUCUGGCAUCACUGUCAUAUACACUGUUAUUUAAGUGUUUUUGCAUUCCAGUUGACAGUGAAUGUGUUUGUUUGGCUUACGACAUUACCACAAGGCAAUCACCGUAUAAGAGAAGGUCUAUCAGCAUGCAUUAGUCUACUAAUUGAAAUGACAGUACAGCAGUUAGCCUAGACCAACCUAUUUGUCUGCGUAUAUCACAGUGUAGUAUACAGUUAACAGAUGCAUGCUAAGUUGUGAAUCUUUUUUAAUCUGUCUGCGGGUGGCAAAACGUUUUUUUUUUUGGAGUGUGUAGCUUUGUGGUUGGGUGUGACCCUGAAUGUUGCUGCCUUCUCAGAUGUGACAGUGUGAACAGAUAUUUGUCGACCUUGGUGUUCCGCGUUGCUGUGAAUUCGGUUACAAUCAAGUGCCUAUCUUAUUUGUUUUAAGUACACUCCAUGGUCCACCAGGUGGUGACAGUGUGAGUUUGAACUAUUUUGUCUGUAGAAAAUAGAAUCGUGACAAUAUAUUGCCACUCGGCCCAUUUGACUCGGCACAAGUCUUGGAUCUCUACCAGUGACCUCUGACUGUGACCUUGGAGAGGGUUUUACACCUUACUAUAUAAGCCGAUGGGACUCACAGUAGACAGAAAGGGCUGUUCUGAACCAGAGGUCUGACUCGGCGAUGAAAGCUAGUGCCAUUUUUUCCUGCAUUGAUCUUUUGUGAAAUUCAAAUGCAGUCCACCUCUAUUUUGUAUCCUUUUUGCAACAUUAGCAUGAAGCACUUUUGCUACAUAUUCGUGUAACUUGUCACCAUCUUUACAUAUAAAGAACCUGAAGGCUCAAAGGUUUAUUGACUUUAAUGUCAGUUUGAAAUGUUUUAAGAGACUAAUAUUGAUAUGAUCUUAAUCCUUUGCUGUGGGUCAGGAUCAAUUAGAGUGUUGUUAAUUUAGUGGACUGGUGUAAGUAUCUCCACCACAAUAUACUGAAGAUGUGCUGCCUCAUGUAAAUAUGAUAAGAAGACAGACAUGUAUAAUAGAUUAGUGUACAGUAUGGUGCUUGGUACUGUGUUGUGAAGGGAUCGCGAAUCAAACAUUUGAUACUGAGAGAUUAUAAAAGAAUAUGUGGGAAAAUCAUUUUGGAGUUCAUUGACAUGAUUGUUGAACAAGUGCUUUGUUAUAUAUGCUAAAAAUCAUUCCAGUGACAAAGUCAUGUUCCUGAUGAGGAUGUGGAGAGAUUAGGGACCUGAAGAUGACAGCCGGUUGCACACAAUGAAAGUCUAUCCCUGCUUGUGUUAUACUUCUACUGUACAAAAACCAUGUUAGUGUAUCCUUUGUACCAUGCUCUUGUGUAUGCUGGAGGUAGGGGGCGCUAGUGAGCAGAGGCUGUUUUGCCGUCCUGCUGCCCUGUGGCUGGUCCAGGAUCAGUGGCAGCUGUUGAUGAACUGUGACAGGAAGCGUUGACAGGACGCCACCCUAGCAACGCAGUGUUGAUGUGGACGGAUGCAGGCCGCAUGCCAGACAACAACAGAACAGAGAGAGGGUGAGUGGUAGGCAGGAGGGUGUGUGUGUGUGUGUGUGUGUGUGUGUGUGUGAUGGAAGAGGGUACAGGAGCAGGGGUGACAGCAGAGUAGCAGACAUGCCCUGGCUGUCCACACAGUUUAAUCUCCUGCCAUGCAGGAAGUCAUUAUUGAGCAUGUUCUCUCCAUAUUUAUCAGGCAUGCCCCUAGACACUACUAUGUGCAGGACAUUUUCUCUUUUUUCUCGACACCAUUUAAAGUUUUGUUUAAGUAGAAGGGAAAUUGAGAGAAUAAAAUCAAGGAUAAAAAAAUUAAAAAAACACUUGCACUAUGGUAUUGAGAAUAGUUUGUUUGAUUUUAGCUUUUCAUUGUCUUGCAAGUUUUUGUUAGCUGCUUUUGAAUGGUCACAUGUUUGAAGAACAAAGAACAUUUAGAGGGAAUUUGGAUCACUCGGAUCAUUCUGAUCAGUCUGAUCAGUCCAGUAAAGGAUGGGUUUGUGGAGCUUUUUUAGUUAUUGAUCUGCUGUCGUUUCCCUCCGGGUGUGGUGGCUUCAUCUUCUGAGGUGAUCGGACGUAUGGAAGAACACCCCUUGAUCAGAAGUGAAACUCUAAAAAAUGUGUGUGCAUUGAUUUAACAUUUGUGCGGGUCAUUCUGAUGUUACUGAGCGUAUGUUUGAUACCAAAAGAAGCCCAUGUUUCCAUAGUAGUUCCAUGGCAUAGACCAAGCAUGAUCCGCCUAAUUCAUUUUCCAUACCUUUGAUCUAAGACCCGGUCUUGUAACUAAAACCAGUUGAGUUACUAUUAUUCUAUGACUGACACAGCAAAAGACCUAUAUACAUACACACAUGAAGCCUGUACUGGUCUGACAGUAUAUGUCCAAUUUCUGUAUUUUUGAAUGUUAACUUGUAAUUGGCUUAAUCAUUGGACUCUAAUCUGAAGUAUCUGACCAAAGGAGCUUCUUGUGCUCUGUUUCAGACUGUGUUCCGUGUUUAUAAUGACUAAUAGCUGUGUGUGUGUGUGUGUGAUUGUGUGCACGCAUGUGUUUGUUUGCGUGUGUGCAUGUGUGCCUGCAUGCGAGUGUGUUUGUGUGGUGGCUUGUGCCUGCGAGUGUAUGUGUGUGUGUGUGUGUGUGUGUGUGGGUGUGUGUCUGUCUUUGACACUGUGCUGCCUCUGUGUUGCAGGUACUGACUGUUUACAUCUGUAUAAAUAUCCUCACCUGUUCAUGUGCGUGCAAUGUUCAAUAAACAAAAGCCUGUGCUUUUGAUUAAA
Messenger RNA from Hypomesus transpacificus, 5154 nucleotides. RefSeq names its product solute carrier family 9 member A6a (gene slc9a6a). The transcript has 16 exons. Lineage: Eukaryota; Metazoa; Chordata; Actinopteri; Osmeriformes; Osmeridae. Gene Ontology annotation, biological process: proton transmembrane transport; sodium ion transport; regulation of pH. Bases 108 to 2171 code for a protein of 687 amino acids. Gene Ontology annotation, molecular function: sodium:proton antiporter activity. The record is from RefSeq and is a predicted model, not a curated record. Gene Ontology annotation, cellular component: recycling endosome; membrane.